CUGAUGCAGUUCAACUCACACUAUCUACCUCACGCUGGGCGCUGGCGGCGUGAACAAAUAUCCCUCCGAACCUUGAAGCUGAAGCGGAUUACGCGUGCUAUUCCGAGCAAGAAUCGCCUUCAAUCUCACAGCUCGCCUCAAGCCCUGGAGGAGUAGAGAGGCGCCCUGUGUGAGCGAGUGGUGGGCCAGCACGAUGGCGCUGCCCGUGACCUGUUCGACGUUUUGCCUGAAAGGAGCGGAGAAUGAGAUGGCGAGGGCUGAGCUUACUAAGGCGAUUGAGAUGUUUUGGGAACACAAUCUGCCAUCACCAAGGGAUGUGGCGGUAGAUGCCUGUGCCGAACCUGACCUCGUGGAUGCACUGAAGGUUUCUGGUUUCCCUGAGAUUCUCUUCACCAACGCAGGGAGGAUAAUACACCGUGAGAAAGUUGUCCGGUCGGCAGAGGCAUGGUCGAGGAUGAUGGCGUUCUUCUACUACAAAGCAGCAAGGCCACCGUUCUUGUGUGAAGCAGAUGGGAAGGGUCAAGAAAAGGUCCCUUUGAUGUCAUGAGAACGACGUGGAGGCUUGGCCUCGUAGUCUAGUGCCUCAAAUCGCAUCAGUGUACACUACUAGGACUAGUGUUGAAACUUUUUUUUUGAAAAUUAGUGUUGAAACUUUCGACUGUUACGGCAAAGCUCCACGACUCAGCCUCCUUGUGUAACAGCUUACAGUGCAAUGUCUGGAAAAUUCUGUCACAAGGAUUGGACAUUUGACUAUUGUAGCAUAGGUAUAAAAAUCACAUGGAUGGAGA
Panicum virgatum (switchgrass) is the source of this 788-nucleotide messenger RNA. Its product is annotated as thioredoxin-like fold domain-containing protein MRL7L homolog, chloroplastic. NCBI's taxonomy places the organism in Eukaryota, Viridiplantae, Streptophyta, Magnoliopsida, Poales, Poaceae. Bases 194 to 547 code for a protein of 117 amino acids. Gene Ontology annotation, biological process: chloroplast organization; regulation of DNA-templated transcription. The record is from RefSeq and is a predicted model, not a curated record. The transcript is spliced from 3 exons. Gene Ontology annotation, cellular component: chloroplast stroma.